UUUUUUUUCUUUUUCUCCCCCCCUCCCGGACCCAAUCUUAUUAAUUUCUCUGUGGGGCUGCAGCUGGAGACGGCGGAGCGUUGGAAAUGACGCUCGGAGCUUUAAUUACAGCAGCCGCCGGACAAGUGUGAGGAAAGCUGACAGGAAAAAAGGACAGGAUCGGGUGAAGCAAGAAGCUUCUCCCGCCACCCCUCCCUUUCCUCCCAAUUUGGACUGGAGGUGCGAGGAAACUGAAAAGGGAGCCGAACAGAGUCCGGCUGCGGGGAGAGGCCGGAAAGCUACCGCCUGUUUGCAGUCAACUUUUUUUGGAAACCCUUUUCCGAACCCUUGCUUUUUAUUGUUGACCAACCAGGGAGAGAGAGCGAGAAAGUGAGGAGGGAGCGAGAAAGCGGAGGCUCACCCGGGGAAAUAGCUGUCCGGCCCGACCAGGAGCACCACGCGCACACACUCGCGCCCACUCCCACCCGCGCGCACGCUCACGCGCACCCUCUGCCCCCGCUCCGCCGGGCCCCGGCCCCGCGGGCGCGGACUGGGUCGCCCGCGCUCGGAGCCGGCGCCCCGCGGGCGCGGCCAGUCCCCCUCGCGCCCUCACGCGCGCCCGGCUGAGGGAUCUCCUCCGUGUGCCCGAAAGGGGAUAUGCCAUUUGGACAUGUAAUUAUCAGCACGGGAUCUGAGACUUCCAAAAAAUGAAGCUGGCGACAGGACUGUGGGUCUGGGUGAGCCUUCUCGUGGCGGCGGGGACCGUCCAGCCCAGCGCUUCUCAGUCAGUGUGCGCAGGAACAGAGAAUAAGUUGAGCUCUCUCUCUGACCUGGAACAGCAGUACCGAGCCUUGCGCAAAUACUAUGAGAACUGUGAGGUAGUCAUGGGCAACCUGGAGAUAACCAGCAUCGAGCACAACCGGGACCUCUCUUUUCUGCGGUCUAUAAGAGAAGUCACAGGCUACGUGUUGGUGGCUCUUAAUCAGUUUCGCUAUCUGCCUCUGGAGAAUUUACGCAUUAUUCGUGGGACAAAACUUUAUGAAGAUCGAUAUGCCUUGGCAAUAUUUUUAAACUACAGAAAAGAUGGAAACUUUGGACUUCAAGAACUUGGAUUGAAGAACUUGACUGAAAUCCUAAAUGGUGGAGUCUAUGUAGACCAGAACAAGUUUCUUUGUUAUACAGACACAAUUCAUUGGCAAGAUAUUGUUCGGAAUCCAUGGCCUUCCAACCUGACUCUGGUGUCAACAAAUGGUAGCUCAGGAUGUGGACGUUGCCAUAAGUCCUGCACUGGCCGAUGCUGGGGACCCACAGAAAAUCAUUGCCAGACUUUGACAAGGACUGUCUGUGCAGAACAGUGUGAUGGCAGAUGCUACGGACCCUACGUUAGUGACUGCUGUCACCGAGAAUGUGCUGGAGGUUGCUCAGGACCUAAGGACACCGACUGCUUUGCCUGCAUGAACUUCAAUGAUAGUGGAGCAUGUGUUACUCAGUGUCCACAAACUUUUGUCUACAAUCCAACAACCUUUCAACUGGAGCAUAACUUCAAUGCAAAAUACACCUAUGGAGCAUUUUGUGUCAAGAAGUGCCCACAUAACUUCGUGGUCGAUUCCAGUUCCUGUGUGCGUGCCUGCCCUAGUUCCAAGAUGGAAGUAGAAGAAAAUGGGAUUAAAAUGUGUAAACCUUGCACUGACAUUUGCCCAAAAGCUUGUGAUGGCAUUGGCACAGGAUCAUUGAUGUCAGCUCAGACCGUGGAUUCUAGUAACAUUGACAAAUUCAUAAACUGCACCAAAAUCAAUGGGAAUUUGAUCUUCCUUGUCACUGGUAUUCAUGGGGACCCUUACAAUGCAAUUGAAGCCAUAGACCCAGAGAAACUGAACGUGUUUCGGACAGUCCGAGAGAUAACAGGUUUCUUGAACAUACAAUCAUGGCCCCCAAACAUGACCGACUUCAGUGUUUUUUCUAACCUGGUGACCAUUGGUGGAAGAGUACUCUAUAGUGGCCUUUCCUUGCUUAUCCUCAAGCAACAGGGUAUCACUUCUCUACAAUUCCAAUCCCUAAAGGAAAUCAGUGCAGGAAACAUCUAUAUCACUGACAACAGCAACCUGUGUUAUUAUCAUACCAUUAACUGGACAACGCUCUUCAGCACAAUCAACCAAAGAAUAGUGAUCCGGGACAACAGGAAAGCUGAAAACUGUACUGCUGAAGGAAUGGUGUGCAACCAUCUCUGUUCAAAUGAUGGGUGUUGGGGACCUGGGCCAGACCAGUGCCUGUCGUGCCGUCGCUUCAGCAGGGGAAGGACCUGCAUAGAGUCUUGUAACCUCUAUGACGGUGAAUUUCGGGAGUUUGAGAAUGGCUCCAUCUGUAUGGAGUGUGACCCCCAGUGUGAGAAGAUGGAAGAUGGCAUCCUCACAUGCCACGGACCGGGACCUGACAACUGUACAAAGUGCUCCCAUUUUAAGGAUGGCCCGAACUGUGUGGAAAAAUGUCCAGAUGGCUUACAGGGGGCAAACAGUUUCAUUUUCAAGUAUGCUGAUCAGGAUCGGGAGUGCCACCCAUGCCAUCCAAACUGCACCCAAGGGUGUAGCGGUCCCACUAGUCAUGACUGCAUUUACUACCUUUGGACGGGCCAUUCCACUUUACCACAACAUGCUAGGACUCCUCUAAUUGCAGCCGGAGUCAUUGGUGGGCUCUUCAUCAUGGUCAUCGUGGGUCUAACAUUUGCAGUUUAUGUUAGAAGGAAGAGCAUCAAAAAGAAAAGAGCCUUAAGAAGAUUCCUGGAAACAGAGUUGGUAGAACCCUUAACACCCAGUGGUACGGCGCCUAAUCAAGCUCAACUACGUAUUUUGAAAGAAACUGAGCUCAAAAGAGUAAAAGUACUUGGUUCAGGUGCUUUUGGAACUGUUUAUAAAGGUAUUUGGGUCCCUGAAGGAGAAACAGUGAAGAUUCCUGUGGCUAUUAAGAUUCUUAAUGAAACAACUGGUCCCAAAGCCAAUGUGGAGUUUAUGGAUGAAGCUCUGAUCAUGGCAAGUAUGGACCAUCCACACUUAGUCCGGUUAUUGGGUGUCUGUCUAAGCCCAACCAUUCAGCUGGUUACACAGCUUAUGCCCCAUGGCUGCCUGUUGGAUUAUGUCCAUGAACACAAGGAUAACAUUGGAUCCCAGCUAUUGCUUAAUUGGUGUGUCCAGAUAGCUAAGGGAAUGAUGUACCUGGAAGAAAGACGGCUUGUUCAUCGGGAUUUGGCAGCCCGUAAUGUCUUAGUGAAAUCUCCAAACCAUGUAAAAAUCACGGAUUUUGGACUAGCCAGGCUCUUGGAAGGUGAUGAAAAAGAGUAUAAUGCUGAUGGAGGAAAGAUGCCAAUUAAAUGGAUGGCUUUGGAGUGUAUACACUAUAGAAAAUUCACCCAUCAGAGUGACGUUUGGAGCUAUGGAGUCACUAUAUGGGAACUGAUGACCUUUGGAGGAAAACCCUAUGAUGGAAUUCCAACCAGAGAAAUCCCCGAUUUGUUAGAGAAAGGAGAACGUUUGCCCCAGCCUCCCAUCUGCACUAUUGAUGUUUAUAUGGUCAUGGUCAAAUGUUGGAUGAUUGAUGCUGACAGUAGACCUAAAUUUAAGGAACUGGCUGCUGAAUUUUCGAGGAUGGCUCGAGACCCUCAAAGAUACCUAGUUAUUCAGGGUGAUGAUCGUAUGAAGCUUCCCAGUCCAAACGACAGCAAGUUCUUUCAGAAUCUCUUGGAUGAAGAGGAUUUAGAAGAUAUGAUGGAUGCUGAGGAAUAUCUGGUCCCUCAGGCUUUCAACAUCCCACCUCCCAUCUAUACUUCCAGAGCAAGAAUCGACUCAAAUAGGAGUGAAAUUGGACACAGCCCUCCUCCUGCCUACACCCCCAUGUCAGGAAACCAGUUUGUGUACCGAGAUGGGGGUUUCGCUACAGAACAAGGAGUGCCCAUGCCCUAUAGGGCCACCACCAGCACGAUCCCAGAAGCCCCAGUUGCUCAGGGGGCUACCGCCGAGAUUUUUGAUGACUCCUGCUGUAACGGCACCUUACGCAAGUCCGUGGCACCCCACGUCCAAGAGGACAGCAGCACCCAGAGGUACAGCGCUGACCCCACAGUGUUCGCCCCAGAACGGAGCCCACGAGGAGAGCUGGAUGAAGAAGGUUACAUGACCCCUAUGCGAGACAAACCCAAACAAGAAUACCUGAACCCUGUGGAGGAGAACCCUUUUGUCUCUCGGAGGAAAAAUGGAGACCUUCAAGCUUUGGAUAAUCCCGAAUAUCACAGUGCUUCCCAUGGUCCACCCAAGGCAGAGGAUGAGUAUGUGAAUGAGCCACUGUACCUCAACACCUUUGCCAACGCCUUGGGGAACGCUGAAUACCUGAAGAACAACGUACUGUCUGUGCCAGAGAAGGCCAAGAAAGCAUUCGACAACCCUGACUACUGGAACCACAGCCUGCCACCCCGGAGCACCCUUCAGCACCCAGACUACCUGCAGGAGUACAGCACAAAAUAUUUUUAUAAACAAAAUGGACGGAUCCGGCCUAUUGUGGCAGAGAAUCCUGAAUACCUCUCUGAGUUCUCGCUGAAGCCAGGCACUGUGCUGCCUCCUCCGCCCUACAGACACCGGAAUACUGUGGUGUAAGCUCAGCAGUGGUUUUCAGGUGGAGAGAGACGCCCGCUCCAAUUUCCCCGCUGCCUCUCUUUCUCUUGUGGUCUUCCCUCUACUCUCAAGGCCAGUAGUUUUGACACUUCCCAGUGGAAGAUAUCAAGAUUCAAUGAUAGUUAUGUGCUUAUCUAACUUGAACAUUAGAAGGAAGGACUGAAAGAGAAAGACUGGAGGAACCGCACUGUUUCUUCAUUUCUCUGCAUGGGUUGGUCAGGAGACUGGAACAGCUAGAGAAGGACCAGCAAAUAUGAGGCAAUACUGCCUGCUGUCAAACUAGUUCCCAACUUUUUUUUACGUUUUUUUCUUUGCCUCCCUUCCUUCUUUCCUUCCUUCCUUCCUUCCUUCCUGUAUUUCAAUGCACAUGCUUGAAAGACCCAAGCUGCAGGAACCGAUGUGUACAUUUUCAGCAUCCCUGGAAAUCCUAAUGAUGUUUCCAGAAGAACAAAACGAUAACCUUUUUUAUAAUGUAUGAUAGUAACUAAGAUUGAAAAUCCAAUCUCUUUCUCAAACAGUUUCAAUCUUGACAAGCAAGAAUGGCCAACUCAGCUUUCAUAAGUUUUGAAUCUUCAUCAAAGUUAUAACUAGUAAUUAUGUUUGGAGAGCUUUUUUGUUUUUUUCAUUUUGUUUUGCUUUGAUCUGUCUCUUCAUAUUACUU
Eubalaena glacialis (North Atlantic right whale) is the source of this 5292-nucleotide messenger RNA. RefSeq names its product erb-b2 receptor tyrosine kinase 4 (gene ERBB4). Lineage: Eukaryota; Metazoa; Chordata; Mammalia; Artiodactyla; Balaenidae. Gene Ontology annotation, cellular component: basal plasma membrane; signaling receptor complex. The transcript has 28 exons. The coding region runs from base 687 to 4613 and encodes 1308 amino acids. The record is from RefSeq and is a predicted model, not a curated record. Gene Ontology annotation, molecular function: epidermal growth factor receptor binding; ATP binding; transmembrane receptor protein tyrosine kinase activity. Gene Ontology annotation, biological process: cell surface receptor protein tyrosine kinase signaling pathway; multicellular organism development; positive regulation of cell population proliferation.